UGGGACCAGCCAUUCGCUCUGUCUUCCUCCUUUGGUCACUUGUCAAAAUAGAUGACAUUUUUGCAAUACCCAUCACCGAUCGAAACCACAUCAUUUUCAGGAAAUCACAGUAAGUCUCACCAGCUCUCCCUGUUCCGUCGUCUUCUCAGCUUUGUAUGGAGAAAUCGAACCUUCGCAUCGAUCCUAAGAGCGGUUUCUGCUCGGCUACCAAGACCUUCCAAAGCCUCAAACCCACCGUUGAGCUCCCACCUCAACAUCUCCUUCUCUCCGCCGAUGCAUAUGCUUUUUCUCUCCGAUCCGGUUUGGGCUGCCCUGACUCGGCCGCUCUCAUCAACUCAACCACCGGUCACCGCCUCUUAUAUUCUGAAUUCGCCCUCCGCUCCAAGACCUUGGCCGCUUAUCUCCAAACAGUAAUCGGGCUCUCCAAAGGCGAUACUGCGUUUGUACUCUCUUCCAAUCUCAUUCAGGUUCCGAUUCUAUACUUCUCUCUGCUCUCACUCGGCGUAAUCAUCUCUCCUGCCAAUCCAAUCAACACCCAAUCCGAAAUUUCCCGUCAAAUAGAGCUGUGCAAGCCCGUGAUUGCCUUUUCCAUCUCAACUGCUGCUCACAAGCUUCCCAGCCUCCAUCACAGAACCGUUAUCAUCGACUCGUUAGAGUUCGACUCAAUGAUGACGGGUCCAAUCCGUGAACUCGUCCGCGUGGAGGUGAGUCAAUCAGAUCUGGCGGCGAUAAUGUAUUCGUCGGGGACGACCGGGAGAGUCAAGGGAGUGAUGUUGACUCACCGGAAUCUGAUUGCGAUGACCGCGAGCCUCCACGAGGGGCGAUCUGUGAGGAGUUCGCCGGAUGUACUGUUAUACACAGUACCCUUUUUUCACAUGAUUGGCUUUUUCUACUGUGUAAAGUCUGUGGCCUUGAACGAGACAGUGGUGGUGAUGGAAAGGUUUGACUUAAGAAGAAUGCUGACGUUGGUGGAGAAAUUUAAGGUGACUCACAUGGCGGUGGUUCCGCCGGUGUUGGUGGCGAUGGCCAAAGGAGAUGCAACGGACAACAACGACUUAACGUCGUUGGAGAGCGUGUCGUGCGGCGGAGCCCCGCUUGGGAAGGACUUGUGCCAAGCAUUCACUGCCAAGUUCCCCAAUGUUGCGAUACGGCAGGGUUAUGGGCUGACUGAAUCAUCGGGGGCAGUUUCCCGACUACUGGAUCCUGAAGAAUGUCGUCAUUGGGGCUCAGUAGGAAGGCUUACAGGGGUUUUUGAAGCAAAAAUCGUGGACCCAGACACAGGCCUUGCGCUGCCUCCCUGCAAACAAGGAGAACUUUGGGUUAGAGGACCUGCAGUUAUGAAAGGCUAUGUUGGGGACCGAAAGGCAACUCGGGAAACUUUGGUUUCAGAUGGGUGGUUGAGGACAGGUGAUCUUUGUUACAUUGAUGGGGAAGGUUUCCUUUAUGUUGUAGAUAGACUCAAGGAACUUAUCAAAUACAAAGGAUACCAAGUUCCCCCUGCGGAGCUGGAACACUUGCUCCAAUCCCAUCCUGAGAUUGUUGAUGCUGCUGUGAUACCAUACCCUGAUGAAGAAGCUGGUGAAGUCCCCAUGGCCUAUGUAGUAAGACGGCCCCAGAGCAGCCUGAAUGAAGCACAAGUGAUGGAUUUUAUUGCAAAACAGGUUGCAGCAUACAAGAAAAUAAGACGCGUAUCGUUUGUGAGUUCCAUACCCAAGAGUCCGGCUGGGAAAAUACUGAGGAAGGAGUUGCGGAAGCUGGCUGACCCUGGGUCUCUGUCUAAAUUGUAACACCCUGUCAAGUAAUUGACUUUGCCAGGAUGUCAGCAUCAGGGGAAAGUACUCAGAAUGCAAAAUCUCAAUCCCCUUUAUCAGAAAAAUAAAUAAAUAAAUAAAUAAAUCUGAUGGAGUCUUUACUGGGUCGAAAA
This is a messenger RNA of Vitis riparia (riverbank grape), 1924 nucleotides long. Its product is annotated as 4-coumarate--CoA ligase-like 9. Gene Ontology annotation, molecular function: CoA-ligase activity. The transcript has 6 exons. The record is from RefSeq and is a predicted model, not a curated record. The coding region runs from base 156 to 1787 and encodes 543 amino acids. NCBI's taxonomy places the organism in Eukaryota, Viridiplantae, Streptophyta, Magnoliopsida, Vitales, Vitaceae.